GUCGUCGCUGGCUGCUCCGCCUGCGAGGUGCUCCGCUGCGAUGGCACAGUUGGUCCAGGUGGAAGUCCAGAUGAAAACGGUGAAACUACUUUAGAUGCUCUUAUCAUGAAUGGGGAAACUGGCAGAUAACGAUGGAAAUUGGAGCUGUGGCGGCCAUGAGAUAUGUGAAAGAUGGAAUUAAGGCCGCAAAGUUGGUCAUGGAGCACACCGGCCAUACGCUUCUUGUUGGAGAGAAGGCAACCACCUUUGCAAUUUCAAUGGGUCUUGCAGGACCAACUAACCUGAGCUCACCAGACUCAAUGGAGAAAUGGUCAAAUUGGAGACAAAACCAUUGCCAGCCUAACUUUUGGAAAAAUGUUUAUCCUGCUGGCAACUGUGGUCCAUACCAUCCUAUAAAUAUACCACCAUUUGGGUCUAUGGACCCUGUUCAAAAUGCUGUGGUGGAGACUCAAGGGCCCAUCUGUCAGGGAUGGUUCGAAAGUAAUAAUUUGCUGGAACCGACAAACUCCCAUUUCAAGUCUGUUAUUAAUCGCCACAACCAUGAUACAAUCUCUAUGGCCGUGAUUGACAAGAUGGGUCAUGUAGCAGCUGGCACAUCAACCAAUGGUGCUACGUUCAAAAUUCCUGGAAGGGUAGGUGAUGGACCAAUACCAGGUUCUUCUGCAUAUGCUGAUGACGAAGUUGGGGCUUGUGGAGCUACCGGUGAUGGUGAUAUUAUGAUGCGCUUCCUUCCAUGUUAUCAAGUAGUAGAGAGCAUGCGGCGAGGGAUGGAGCCUCGAGAUGCUGCCAUGGAUGCUAUAUCAAGAAUUUCUCGGAAAUACCCCGAUUUUGUUGGUGCUGUAUUUGCGAUUAACAAGAAAGGAGUGCAUGCCGGGGCAUGCCAUGGAUGGACAUUUCAGUAUUCUGUCAGGAAUUCCAGCAUGCGAGAUGUGGAGGUCUUCACAGUAACACCUUGACAUAGGCAGAUCUGUAGUACAAAGAGCUGCGUCAACAACAAGGCAUACUCAUCGUGUUAAGUUCUAUUCAAUCACUGCCAUGGUAAUGCAAGAAAUCGUGUGGGGAUUGUUCCCCUGUCAUCUAUUGGACUGCAAUUUUAUAUUGAAACUGCAAUGAAAUAUAGUGGUAGCAGAUUCAGUGAAUGCGCUGUAGUCUUCUCGAAAUAUAUUUGCAAUUGAAUUAGUCAACUUGUGUACUGCAACUAUACCAGUUUAAUGCAUUAAGAUGUAGAUGGGUGUACUUCCAAGUCA
This is a messenger RNA of Lolium rigidum, 1247 nucleotides long. RefSeq names its product probable isoaspartyl peptidase/L-asparaginase 3. NCBI's taxonomy places the organism in Eukaryota, Viridiplantae, Streptophyta, Magnoliopsida, Poales, Poaceae. The transcript has 6 exons. Bases 132 to 956 code for a protein of 274 amino acids. The record is from RefSeq and is a predicted model, not a curated record. Gene Ontology annotation, molecular function: N4-(beta-N-acetylglucosaminyl)-L-asparaginase activity. Gene Ontology annotation, biological process: protein deglycosylation.